Molecule: messenger RNA, 2663 nt
Organism: Sinocyclocheilus rhinocerous
Lineage: Eukaryota; Metazoa; Chordata; Actinopteri; Cypriniformes; Cyprinidae
Product: leucine-rich repeat-containing protein 15-like
Exons: 2
Coding region: 60-2291 (743 amino acids)
Molecular function (GO): protein binding
Source: RefSeq, a predicted model, not a curated record
ACGAACUUAUUCUUGCUUUUAGGAACAUCAUUUUGAAUGUUCAUUCAGCUGCAACUGAGAUGAGCAGGCAUAUGCAUUUAAAAAUUGCACUAGUAUUCAUUUACAUACUUGUGCACUUGCACUGGAGCUGCACUGCAGAUAUAUGUCAAGAAGAUGAAGACUGCAAAAAUCAAGACGUGUAUGACAAAACUGUGACAGCAAUUCCUGAAAAACUAAAAGAUGGAGCCGAUGAAAUAUUUUUUGUAAACAGUCAGAUUCCUGUGAUACCAAAAGGAGUUCUAUCUAAAAACCCUCAAAUAAAGAAAAUCGAAUUUCUUGGUACUUCAACUCACUCUGUAGAGGUUGGAGCCUUUGAGGGUUUGCCUGAUAUCACGAUUAUUGAGAUCUCUGUCACAAAUGUUACAUCAUUACCUGUGGGUGUUUUUAAGGAUCUCAACAACCUUCUAAAACUUGUUUUAAAAAAUAACAAAAUACAUAGCCUUGAAAAUGGGUUAUUUGAUGAUUUAAAAAAGCUUCAGGAAUUACAUCUACAUAUGAAUGAGAUCAGUUCCAUUGAGGAGGGGACAUUUGACAAUUUAGAGGAACUCUUGAUUCUUCAUCUUGCAAAAAACAACCUUAGUUCCGUAUCGACAUCUCUUUUUUCCAGUCUUAAGAGCUUGAAAAUUUUCAGGCUUUAUGAGAACCAGUUGACUGCUCUACCUGAUGGGAUUUUUGAUAAUCUCCCUGAUUUGGAAGAGAUAGCCUUGCAACGCAACCAAAUCUCCUAUAUACAACCAAAUUUAUUUCCACACAAAAGUAAAUUAACAAAACUCUAUUUGGACAAUAAUCUUUUAACAGAACUGCAGCCAGAUCUAUUUGUUGGUUUCACUUUAUUAAAGAGUCUAACUCUAAACAAAAAUCAACUCACCAGUCUUCCCACCGUCCUUUUUGGAGAAACGCUCAAAAUAACUGAAUUAAGUCUAAGCCAUAACAAUCUCACUCACUUACCACCUGGAGUUUUCAGUCCACUUAAGAAGCUAAAGAAGUUAGACCUUUCCUCAAACCAGUUUUCAAUUAUAUCUGCAGACUUUUUUGAAGGCCUUGAGAACUUGACUGAUCUGAAUUUACAAAAUAACAAUAUAGAGUCAUUAAAACAAGAGGACUUUAAAAAACUAAAGUCUCUUUCAAUGCUCAAACUGGGAAAUAAUAAACUACAAAGCCUCCCUGGCGAUGUUUUUGAUGCUCUUCCAAAACUCAGUAAACUGUACCUGAAUGAGAACCCAUGGAAGUGUGACUGUAACCUGUUGCCAUUCUAUGAAUGGAUGAAGAACAAUAAGGGCAAGAUUAAAUCAAAACCUCCAGAAGUUUGCGAGUUUCCAAAAAAUCUGCUAAAUCAAUUAAUCAUCUCUUUAACAGAAGAACAAUUAAUAUGCCUCACAACUUCACCAACUACCACCCCUCUCCUUACAAGUACCGUUCCCAUGACCACACUGCACACCACAACUGCCUCAACAACAAAGUUAACCUCAACGACAGCAGCACCUAAAACAACUACUGCUUUACAGACGACAACCACACCUACUCCAACAACAACUCAACCAACUACAACACAGACAACCACCACAGCACCAACUACUCAACUCACAACUUUGCUACUAACCACAACCACACUACCUACCACCACUGCUACAACUACAGCUCCGACAACUACAUCAGUCCGAACCACAGCAUCAACAACUACACUUCAGCCAACAACUGCCCACCUGACAACUGCAUUGAUUCCCACCACAACGACAGUACAAACAACAACUUCAGCGACCACCACUUCUACAACCACGGUACCAUCAACAACGGCCCAUGUAACGACUACAGUGACUCCCACCACAUCAACUUUGACAAUCCAAACUACAAUUGCAACAACUUUAGCCACUACAACUAUAUUAAUCCCAACCACUAUUACAAGUCAAAAAACGACAGCAACUACCUUACCAUCCAGCACAACUACAAGGAAAACAACACCUUUUCUUACCACACAUAUUAGUUUCAUCUGUACCGGCUCUCCUCAGGCCCCUCUCUCAACACCUACUACCACCCACAAGUACUCAUCAUGCAAGGAACUGAUGAUAUAUUAUACUACAAUGCUGCUGGUGGAAAUCUGCUGUACUAUGGUGCUGGCCAAAUUCACUUAUUCACUAUACUGCUCUCUGGAGCAAAAGGAGAGACUGCACACCCAGGUCAACUUGACUCACUUCUCCUAUAUUAAGUCUAUUGUACUCAGACCAGUUGAUGAGACAGAGACUGUAGCUCUUUGAUCUUUUUUUUUUUAAGUUUGAGUAGCACCUGGUGGUGGUCACUUAUUAGAGUCUUAGAGCACUCUUACUGUUCCUCAGAGGAAUUAUUUUCCAAACUGUCUAUAAUUGAUGCUUAAUGUGUCAGGUUUAGGGAUGAAGGACGGAGCGAGGACUCAAUAUUGCAGGAAGAUAAGGGCUUUAUUGAAGGCAGAACAAAACAAAACAACAAAAACUACCCCGUGGGGGAAAAACAGGCUGGCUAGGCAAGGCAGGAUCUGGACAAGACACGACAGGACACAUCCAGGGAGAUACGAUGACGAACUGCCCCUGGACUGCAAACACAAGGAGAAUAAAUGGAGAGCAAAUGAGGAGGGUAACGAGGGAACACAUGUG